Messenger RNA from Boleophthalmus pectinirostris (great blue-spotted mudskipper), 1211 nucleotides. RefSeq names its product arrestin-C-like. Gene Ontology annotation, biological process: signal transduction; G protein-coupled receptor internalization; visual perception. Lineage: Eukaryota; Metazoa; Chordata; Actinopteri; Gobiiformes; Gobiidae. Gene Ontology annotation, molecular function: G protein-coupled receptor binding. The transcript is spliced from 14 exons. Bases 6 to 1211 code for a protein of 401 amino acids. The record is from RefSeq and is a predicted model, not a curated record.
UUACAAUGUAUAUUUAUAUUGUUGUCAAUAAAAAUGCAAUAUAUAUAAUUUCUCUUUCUAUAGGCAGAAACCUCAAAAUGGCUAAGGUUUUCAAGAAGACCAGUGGCAAUGGACAAAUUGCUCUGUACUUGGGGAAGAGAGACUUUGUGGAUCACAUUGAUUCAGUGGAUGUUGUUGAUGGGGUUGUCAAAGUAGAUCCCUCAGCACUUAAUGGAAAAAAGGUGUUCGUGUACCUGGCGUGUGCCUUCCGAUAUGGAAGUGACGACCUGGAUGUGAUUGGGCUGUCCUUCAGGAGAGACAUUUGGAUCCAGCGUAUUCAAAUGUAUCCUCCAACAGGGGGAUCUGCUACCCAAACUCCAAUGCAAGAGUCCCUUAUGAAGAAAGUUGGAGAGCAAGGAUAUCCCUUUUCAUUUCAGAUGCCAACCAACCUUCCAUGCUCAGUUUCCUUACAGCCUGGACCAAAUGACGCUGGCAAGGCGUGUGGUGUGGAUUUUGAGGUCAAAGCAUAUGUCGCCAAUGAAGCAGACAAUGCUGAUGAAGUUAUUGAAAAGAAAGACACCUGCCGUCUGAUGAUUCGCAAAAUACAGUAUGCUCCAGCUAACAACAAAGCCGGAGCCAAGGCUGAGAUCAGCAAAGGCUUCAUGAUGUCUGACAAACCAGUCCACCUGGAAGCAUCUCUGGAAAAAGAGACCUAUUAUCAUGGUGAUCCAAUCACUGUUAAAGUGAAAAUCAAUAAUGAAUCUUCGAAAGUGGUGAAGAAAAUCAAAAUUACAGUCGAGCAGCUUACAAACGUUGUACUGUACUCAUCUGAUACUUAUAUCAAACCUGUCUGCUCGGAAGAGUUUGGGGAGACAAUAAACGCCAAUGCCACACUCGAGAAGUCCUUCCAGAUCAUGCCUCUGCUGUCCAACAACAAAGAGAAACGCGGCCUCUCAGUCGAUGGCCGUCUCAAAGAUGAGGACACCCACCUCGCCUCAACUACCUUGAGUCAAGGAGAUAAAGAGAUGCAAGGAAUCAUUGUUUCCUACAAAGUAAAAGUCAAUCUGAUGGUGGCUGGGGGUCUUCUUGGAGGCCUAACUGGAAGUGAUGUGACUGUUGAGCUUCCCCUAUGUCUGAUGUCCCCAAAGCCCGCAGCAAACUGGAUUAAAGACCAGUUUCAUAGAGGUGAGGUCACCUGGGUUGUGUUCAUAGACCCCAUCAAGGUCAAUUAA